Messenger RNA from Medicago truncatula (barrel medic), 2185 nucleotides. RefSeq lists its product as uncharacterized. The transcript is spliced from 2 exons. Lineage: Eukaryota; Viridiplantae; Streptophyta; Magnoliopsida; Fabales; Fabaceae. Bases 838 to 1710 code for a protein of 290 amino acids. The record is from RefSeq and is a predicted model, not a curated record.
AAUUCUUCCAUUACUCAACAUAGAUUUGGUGAUUGAUAUCAAUUCUCUGUUUUUUUGUCUGCUGUUUGUUGCUUAUUGCUUUGUCUCAACCCAUUUUUGUUCAUUUUUUAUGAGAAAUUUAACUCAGUUUUGUUUCAUAUUUUUUUUCCCACUGUUUGGCAAUUCUUGUUUUUUCCCAAUCAUGAAUCAAUGAAAAAAAAGGUUAGAGACAACUUGUUUUUAUUAAACCACCUUCUUCUAACUUUUUCCAAAAUAUGCUAAUAACCAUAACGCUGAAUUCUUUGUUCGUAAAACUUCAGCAUGUGCUAGUAAUAACCAAUAAGCCUGUGUUAUAACUCUAAUUUUGAAAAUGAAGUAUAUAACAUGUUCUUUUUUCAACUUUUAUACUGCUUAAUAUUAUCCAUAGAUGAUGUUCCCAAAUGUGACAUAUUAUCUAAGAAAGUGAGAUUUGUCAAAUUUGGAAUCAUUAUAUAUUUAUUAGUUGUGUAAUGACAUCAAUUAUACUUUGAAUUCAUUUACUCUAUUGGUUGUGUAUCUAGAACCAUGUAGCCAUAGGAUACAUCAACUGAGCUCCUAGUUGUAUUGUUAAAGCUUAGUAACUUGAUAGUGAAAAUCUGCAAGAUGUGGUACAUAAUCUAAGUCAAGUAGUAUGAUGUUCAAUGUUACAUCUUUGUGCAUAAUUUGACAUUCUUUUGUUUCCAUCAUGAUAUUUCCAAGUGUGAAAUAUUAUCUAAGAAAGUGAGAUUUGUCAAAUUUGGAAUCACUAUAUAUUUGGAUGUUUGUGCUCUGUUUAGAAUGUUAUAUAUGGUGUAAUUCCUAUGUCUCUAAUAUAGUAUUAUGAUGUGCAGCAAUUUUUUGUUUUUAAUCAUGACACAUUUGAUGGAAAUACGUGAAAGGAAGAAAAAAAUUAUAGCAAUGUUUAUGAUAUAUAUGGAGAUGUUGAAUUACUUUAUGUUGAUGACAAUUGUGUUAUGCUACCUUGAGUUAAGUAAGCGUUCAAAAAAGCGAAAAAGGUCAUGGGAUUUUUAUGAAAGAAGUUUAAUUAGAGAAGUCCAUUUUCGUAGAAUUAUUUACAUAAGUGAUUUGGCUUGCAUUGAAAAUACAAGGAUGGAUAGAGCUGCUUUCCAUAAACUAUGUGACAUGUUGCAAGUUAUUGGUGGAUUGCUUCCUACUCGACACAUGUGUGUGGAGGAGUUGGUGGCCAUGUUUUUACAUAUAUUGGCACAUCAUGUUAAGAAUAGAUUGAUUAGAAGACAAUUUGUUAGGUCUGGUGAAACGAUUAGUAGGCAUUUCAGUAAUGUAUUAUUGGCAGUUUUGAAGUGUCAUAAAGAAUUGUUAAAACAACCUAAACCAAUUUUGGAGGGCAACACAGACGAACGAUGGAAAUACUUUAAAAAUUGUUUAGGAGCUCUUGAUGGCACUUACAUCAAGGUCAAUGUGCUGGAAGCUGACAAAAGUAGAUAUAGAACAAGGAAGGGUGAGAUAGCUACAAAUGUGUUAGGUGUAUGCUCACCAGAUUUACAAUUCAUAUAUGUUUUGCCUGGUUGGGAGGGAUCAGCUGCUGACUCUAGAGUCCUUAGAGAUGCUAUUUCUCGACCAAAUGGUUUAAAGGUUCCUCAAGGGUAUUAUUAUUUAUGUGAUGCUGGAUACAUGAAUGGAGAAGGAUUUCUUACUCCUUAUAGAGGUCAAAGGUAUCACCUUAGUGAGUAGAGGAAUGGAUUACAAGCAUCUACCCCUAAAGAAUUUUUCAAUAUGAAACAUUCUUCAGCUAGGAAUGUAAUAGAAAGAUGUUUUGGACUUUUGAAAGGAUGUUGGGCUAUAUUGAGAGAGAAGUCAUUUUAUCCUGUAAAAACUCAAGGAAGAAUAAUAGCAGCUUGUUGUCUUCUACAUAAUCAUAUUCGCAAAGAAAUGACAUUGGAUCCUUUGGAAUUGAAUUUAGGAGAUGAUGAGUUCUCUGAUGAAGUCAUGUCCGGUGACAUGAUAACUACGGUGGAGCCAAGUACGACGUGGAGUCAAUGGAGAGAUAGUUUUUCAUUAGAUAUAUUUAAUAGGUGGAGAGGUGGAAAUCAUUGAAAGUUUUCAUAUUUUUUUAUUUGACAUUUCAAUUUGAUUGUAAUUUUUAUUUUCAGUGUACUGUUGACUUUGAUUUAAAAGUUUUAUUAAUCAAAUCUGUUUCUUUUUAUGA